CAGACGUGGCCCAGCAGCCACUAGACACGUCAUGGGAAACGGCAACCACAGCAAUAGCCGCUGCCUCUGGGGCAGGUGACGGAUUUAGGUUUGAUGAGGCCCUAAGCUACUGAAGGUAAUGAGGCCCUUUAUAUGUCCAGCUGUCCUUUGUCAACAACAAAUUGUCACUGGUUUUUGUGUUGAAUAUAUGCUAUAUGGUAAUUUAUGGACCUAACAGGUAUCUAAAGCUAUUUGCACAUGCAGAAUGUAGGCACCUUAUAUAUAGAAAUGAUCAAAGCAGUGAUAUUUAUGGAGCAGGUGAGGCCCAUUAUUUAUAUCACAGGAGCCUACACAACACAAAACACUGCUGCUGUAUGUAGGUUUUAUUUUAUUUUUUAUCUUAUAUUUUGGAAAUGUACAUCCAGUUCUUUUUUCUUUAUUUUUUUUGGAGGGGAGGGGCCCAAGAGAGUGGAGCCCUAAGCUAUAGCUUGUUUAGCUUAUACGUAAAUCCUGCCGCAGGUCGCUCAGGCCCCAACAUCCUUCGGCUCGGGCUCCUUCUCCUCCCCCAGGGAGCUGCUCCUCUUUGCCGCGCUCUUUGUCAGCCCACCUUCUUCCUCCACAACAACAACAACACCACCUUCUCACCUCCGCUCCUUCGCGCUCCAUUCCGCCUGCAGCCUCGAUUAAGCUUCCCUGCCCUUCCGCGCUGCUCUCUCUUUCCGCCAUCGGCUGCUCCUGCCUGCACAUUCUUCCCUCUGUAGCUUCCGUUCCGGGAAAGGAGAAUGCCGAUUGGUCGCCACCUUUCCCCCUCUCCUCGGCGUCUCGCUCUCGCGCUCUCUCUCCCGCCUUCUGCUCCCGGCUGCUUGGAGUGGAAGCUCUGAGGCUGACACAUCCUCCCGCCCCGUGCGCAGCUGCUCAGCUCCCGCGCGAUGGCUCCGCAGCGGCGAGCGGGUUCCCGCACUCCGGAGAGCGGCGGGGCUGGCGCAGGGGCUCGGGCGGAGGAGCGCCGUCGUCUCAGCAGGUACCUCCUUUUGUCCGGCGAGCGCCGCGUGGCCACGGCCGGAGGGGACCAGGGGUUGCGAGUUGCAAGCGGAGUCAGGAGGGUGCGCGCGUCUUUUGUCCUCUUCUCCCUCCAGGGGCUGCAUUCCCGGGAGAGCGCCCUCAAAACCUUGCCCCGCCCCUCUAAUACUAAACGCUUGGUCCUCAUCAAUGCCAGCAUUCUGCCCGUAUAUCAAUAAACUGAUGAGAUGGUAGGGAGACACUUUUUCCAGUUGGUUUGGCUUCGGAGUGUGUGACUGCGAUCCUAGCGUGCUAAUCUAGGAGCAAUCUUCAGAUGAAUUCAAUGGGGCCGCUUUUCAAGUAACCCUGUGUGCAUGGGGUUGGGGGAUGUUGCGUGUAGGCGCAGGGAAAUCCAUCCUAAGUGUGGUCCCAGGCCCAGGCUGGGGACAGUAAGCAGGAAAUACGGCUUCUACUACUCCGUUGUAAUCCUGUAUGAGCGCCGCAACCCCAUAGUCGCCUUUGACUGGACUUAACUGUCCAGGGGUCCUUUACCCUUUUUUUACCUAUGAAACUCGCUGGAGGAAGAUCCGUUGAGUUCGGUGGAGCUUGCUUAUUCCUUGCUGCGUGGGGUCAGGAAUGUUGGCUUUCCCCCCCAGUUGAUGCCUGAAUCUUAGAAGGCGUGGUCUUCAGUUGCCUGCCACAUGUGGAAAACACUACAGGGCCAUACAUAUGUUCAUAUGUAAAGUUCAAUGAGUGUAGGGUCUGUGUAUAAUAAUAGAGCAGGAAAAACCAACAAAUGUACACACUCACACAAGCACUCGUAGUGAAAUGAUACCUUGUACUUCUGUUCAGUGUGAUGGGUGAAGAUUACAGAUGGAUACAUUGGGGGAAAGUGUGUAACUAGUAGUACACUGAAUGUGAAUUUUCUAUAGAACUAACCCCCCCCCUUUUGCUGAGUCUUAAUUAUUUUCAUGAGUAUUCUUCACAUAGUACUUUCCUGGGCUUGACACCCCUGUAGCAAGCUUGCUAGCAUUGACUCAUGCAUUACUUUAGGGUCAUUAUGUUCCUUUUCUUUAACACACUCUCAAUUAUUGCCUAGUAGCAGCAGUUGCAGUGUUGGCUUUAGACCAAGGGAGAAGCCUGAAGCUCACUGGGUAAUUGUGGACCAGUCACAGAUGCUCAUCCUAAUCUGUCUUGCAAGUUGUUGUGAGGAAAGAAGAGAAGACCAUGGGUUGCAUCCAACAUAGGCAUGUCCAUCUAUUUCAGUGGAUCUGCUUUGAGUAUAACUAACAUUGGAUUCAACCCCAUAUUCAAGGGGAAGGAUGGCACAAUAAAGCAUUGAGGGUAUGCAGCAUUUCUUAUAAAAACACCCUUUCCGUCUCCACUACUGAUUAUGUUGAUUCAGAGAGAACAGUUGGAGCACAGGUGUUCAGAGUCUCUAUGGAAUUCAGAGGAGCAGAUAUUUAUAGUAAAGCAUGUCUUAUUAAUGAAGAGUGAAUUGUUCGGGAUGAAUUUUUCAGCAGCUUCAGGCUGUUUUUCUCACAGCUGAGAUUGGAUGAUGGAUUUGGAGCUCCAUCUGAACCAGGCUUUUGAGUCAAAGGUAUACAGUGGUACCUCGGGUUACAUAUGCUUCAGGUUACAGACUCCGCUAACCCAGAAAUAUUACCUCGGGUUAAGAACUUUGCUUCAGGAUGAGAACAGAAAUCGCGCAGCAGCGGUGCGGCAGCAGCGAGGGGCCCCAUUAGCUAAAGUGGUGCUUCAGGUUAAGAACAGUUUCAGGUUAAGAACGGACCUCCGGAACGAAUUAAGUACUUAACCCGAGGUACCACUAUACAUUGAUAGGCUUCUGCUGGAGUUCACAUGUACUUGGCCCAUGGUAUCUGGUUCCUUCUGUGCCCAUGUGUGUUUAGAACAAGGGUGGGGAGGUGGCAGUGGUCAGGCAGAGGGGGGCAGAUCCUAACAGGUCACCCUCCUGUCAAUCACCUGAUGUCAGGUGACCAACUUUGGCACAUGCAAUUUGAAAUCAAAGUCUGACUGUCAGUGCUUGCAAAGCCAGGUACACAGCACACCACAAAACUUGCCAAUCAGCUAAUGGAAAGAGAGCUGGGUAUACAGUGGCUUGCACAGGUCUUUGCAUUAGCAGGUACCGUUCAGCUCUUUUGGCCCAGCUGCAUCUUUACUUGCCCUACACCUGACAUCAUAUAUGGUAUGAGGUGUAGGUUAGUGUAGCUUGGCUGAAAUGACUGCAUGGGCCAAGUGGUGAGGCAUGGCAGGCCUAAUAAGGGCCAGAGGUUCUCCACUGCUGGUUUCGAGGUUGAAUAUCUGUAAAUGGUUGAAAUGAUGACAAGCCAGUCCUCUCAUAGGUAAUCUUGUAGUAAGGACCAACUUCUAAAUACCGUAUUUUUCGCCCCAUAGGGUGCACCGGCCCAUAGGGCGCACCUAGUUUUUUUGGGGGGAAAUAAAGAAAAAAAAAUUCUGAGUGCAGGCAGCUCUCCGCAAGCUGUGGGAGAGCUGCGCGAAGUCGCACUGGUCUCCCACGGCUUGUGGAUAGCUUCCUGAAGCCUGGAGAGCGAGAGGGGUUGGUGCGCACCGACCCCUCUCGCUCUCCAGGCUUCAGCGAAAGCCUGCAUUCGCCCCAUAGGACGCACACACAUUUCCCCUUCAUUUUUGGAGGGGGGAAAGUGUGUCCUAUAGGGCAAAAAAUACAGUACUAUGAGUUCUGAACUUUUGCCUGGCUUUUGAUUAAUGUGCACAGUCUGUUUAAUAGACUGCCUGCAGAGGUGACCCACAAAGUAAGAUUUUCAGUUUAUGUCCUUCAUUUAUAAAGUACAUGUUGCAAAUCACAUUUAUAGAUGCUAGGAAUGGAAUUUGUCAUACUAAAUUGACCAUUCUGGGGUUUCUUCUGAUCCUCCAUACUGAAUUUGUGGGAGGUCAUGUCUGUGUAUGGAGAAGCCCCAUUACACUAGCAAGAGUCUUACGCUGGCAUCUUCUAGACCCUGGGUUAGUCGAAUCUAGCCCUCUGUCUACACUCUUAAGUCAGAUCACUGGCAUGUUCCUCUUGCUAGUGCCCAUUUCACUUGCUCCAAUAACCUCCAUUUCUGCAGGUGAGGAUUAAGCAUGGACUUGCUGCCCAAAUAAUACCUCUUUAUUAAAAUGCAACACCAUGGUUGGAGUUGCUGUUCUCUUACAAGGGGAUUUUGUUUUGUUUUUUUAUUUAUAGUGGCGUGAAAGGCAGUGUCCAGAAAGACUCACGCCGGAAGUGGCUGAAAGUGGCAUUCCUCCUGUCAUCUGCCAUGCUCGGCUACCUCCUGAGUGGCAGCUACUUGCUUGGUGAAGACGGAGUUACUGAAGUACUGGCCCAUCAAGGGGAAAGCCUACAAUACAAAUUCAUCGAAGUACCCUGCUCAGAGGACUAUGACAGCCACAAACGUUUUGAAGGUAUUUGUGCAUCAUGACUUGUGCUAGUGCAGUGCUGAAGAAGGCUUGCCAAAAAACAGGAAAAUGUAACUCUAAACUGUCACAGGUCUCCUGUCACCUCAGAAGCAAUAGCUGUCACAGGCUCUUUGCUGUAAUAUCACUGUACAUCUGCCCCCUUCUACUUGAGCAAUGAAGGAAAGACAGAAUUCGGGAUAAAUCUAAUGCUUUCUUCUCCUGCCUGCAUUGAUGUCCCCUGAAUUGUACUAGAUUUUGCCUCUUUUUCUGAGGUUUCUAUUGCACAUGAGGAGAUGGUCAGAGAGAUCAUAAUUAAGAAUGUCAAAAUAGAACCAACCAGAGGGGAGGCAAACCCUGGACAUAAUCCCAAGUGACACAUAAGAUCUGGCAGUUUUGUUGCAUCAAUGAGAAAUGGGUGGUCAUUGUAGUAACAAAUUCAACAUAUUUCUAAGUGGACAGUUGCCAUGGAAAUCCAAACUGAUCACAUUUGGUUUCAAAGAAGGAAACAUCCUAAAAAUGAGGGGCUGAUAAAAAGGCAACUGAAAGGGAAAGUAAAUAGGGUGAAAAAACUGUACAAUGCUUGGGUGUUGCUCAAAACCAUAGAAAUGGAUUCUCAGCUAAAAUGUCUACCACGAGUCAGGAAAGCUACUACCAAAUCAAAGAGGAUGUCUGCAUGGUUCAUGAGUAGAGUCAAGGAAGCCAGAAAAUGAAAACUUCCUACAAAAAAUGAAAGCAUACUUCAGAAACAGGAAAUCAUUUUGUGGGUAGGUAGGACUUCUAGACAACAAGGAGGUUGAAACUGCUAAAGGAAAAUAAGAAGUUUACAAAGAAGCUUAAAUGAACUAUUUGCAUCUAUUUUCACUUUUAAGAUGUAAGGUGGGUGGAUACUUUUGCCAGUAGAUAACUUGUGCUUGAACAGAGAUUUCCAAGAAGGGGUUAGGAGUGUUGAGGCACAUAGUGAGACGAGAUUAAAUUCCAGUUUACUGGCAAAUUAAAAAAUUAACAAAUUCAGGUGGUUCAAACAGUUCAGGUGGUUCAUGAAGGACUGAAAUGGGAGAUUGCUAGUGUUAUAACAUAAACCCGACCUUCACAGUUGGCCUCCGUACUUGAGGAUUGGAAAUUGACCAGGCUUUUUUAAAGGGACCAGUGGAAAUCCAUGAAAUUAUGGGCUGGUCAAAUUUACAUCUUUGGGUAAACUGGUGGAAAGCAUUGUUAAAUGUAAGAUUAUCAGGCAUAUAGAAUGGUGGGAGAUUUAGGACAUGCAAACGGAAGUGCUACUUCACACAGCACAUAGAGAGAAUUCCAUAGUUUGUCACAAGAUGUAGUGCUGGUCACCAACUUGGAUGGCUUUAAAAGGGGAUGAGACAAAUUCAUGGAGGAUAAGACUUAACAUUGACUACUAAGUUAUAUGGCAUGCAUCUUGGAGGUACAGUGGUACCUCGGGUUACAUACACUUCAAGUUACAUACGCUUCAGGUUACAGACUCCGCUAACCCAGAAAUAGUACCUCGGGUUAAGAACUUUGCUUCAGGAUGAGAACAGAAAUCGUGCUCCGGCGGCACGGUGACAGCAGGAGGCCCCAUUAGCUAAAGUGGUGCUUCAGGUUAAGAACAGUUUCAGGUUAAGAACGGACCUCCGGAAUGAGUAAAGUACUUAACCUGAAGUACCUCUGUAGUAUGUAGAUCAAUUGCACCAUUCCUUUGAAUUGGUGUCCCUGGGGGAUGACAGCAAGAGAGUGUCCUCGUCUUCUGCAUAUGGGAUUCUCAGAGUCAUCUGGUUGACCACUGUAGGAAACAGGAUGCUGGACUAAGUAGGUUUUCAGUCUGAUCCAGCAGAACUCUUCUGUCCUUGCUUUUCAUUUCUGCUGCCUUUCUCUGUCCUAUGUUACCAAGUUCCCACUUGAGGGCACUCUUGAGAUGCUUAUGAUGUUCUAUUCUGUAUCUAUCCUGCUCUUGGAAGUGAGAGCUUUCUGCACUUUUAGGAAGCUUCUGAUUAUCUCUCUAGAUAAAUGUUUUGUGUCCAACUUGGUGAUUGCCCAGAUCUACUCCAGUUUGGUGAUCUCAAGAAGAGGGUUGGCAGUUGCAGUUUAUAUCCUGCCUGUUUCAGAGUUGAUCCAUUGCUGUAAUUGUUGGAUCAGUGCUGCUUUCUAUCUCUUGCCUGGUGUCACAGUGUAGUCGUGUCUAGUGCAGCUGUUUGAUGAGAUUACCACACUGGUGCAAGCUGGUUAGCACAGUAUUUUGAGAUUAUUCAUUGUUUUGGACAUGAUUAAAAUCCAAAUCAAGGUGACUUAGAAAUUAAAAACACAAGUCACCAUGAAAUUUUAAAUGAACCUCUCAGUAAAAUAAAAGAUACAUGAAGAAGUAAAAACAGCACCAAAAGGACCACACCAUCAUUUUAUUUGGCUAGAAAAUGCCUGCUGGAAUCAUAGAGUCUUAUAUGCCUGCUUAAAAGUGGCCAAAGGCAAAGGGACAAACAGCUAUUGGGAGGCUAUUUCACAUUUUAUGGCAAGAAAUAUACAUCUCCCUGUCACCUUACUGGUAUCAUGGUUCCAACUUAAGAAGCAGAAAAGGAUUCCUUCUUUCUCCCCCAAUAUUUUAGCAGUUGGCAUCUUUCUUUACCCCAUUUCUCCCCCCCCAACCAUUCCCCCCAAUUCACAUCAGAAUGUAUCUUUUGCCCAGUCAUAAACAUAACUUUAUUUCAUUUCUCCAUCACAGCCUGCACUCCUGCAGGUUUUUUUGUUCCUGGAUGAUGGUGGGUGGGGAGUUUUCUGCCAUUGCUUUUUUAAUGUAUUGGCUCUCUAGUGGCAAUUGGCAAGCAGAUAAGAGGGAUCAGAGGGUCAACCACUUCACAUGCACCCAGAAAAAGCCCCCUCCCUCAAUGUGAAGGAGAGAAGUCACUUCUAACUCUUGCCUAAUGUACUGGUUUGAAUGGUAAUAAAUGGUCCUACAAAGUUAAGAGUCGCUUUUUACUUAAACAGAGCUCUUAUGGUUUUCUGUAGAAAUAGUAUAUUCCUUUUUAUUUUUUUCCCUUCUGUCAUUCUUUCACUCAGCUUUUUCCUCAUCCUGAAGGUUCCUUAAUUCUCAGAGGUCUUAUUUAUUCCCAAAUAUCAACCUCAUAACUCAGUAUUUGUUGCUUACUUCAUUUGAAGUUUAAUCAAUGUUUAUUCCCCUGCUUCUGUCUGAAAUGUUGAGAUGGUGUUGUAGAAGUCAAAGAUGUAAAACUAAGUAGGCAGAACAGAUUACUAAUAUGAGCUGUUUGCAGUACUUGCACAGAAUAAGAAAACUUGUUAUGUUAAAGAUGAUUGUCUUGAUUGUUCAGUUGAUUGGAAUAUUUCAGACAUGGUAUUUAUGUACAUAUGUACAUGUUGAAAUCUUUUUGGUGCUUCACACAUUUUAUUUUCUCCAGGACUGAGGGAAUGAUUAAAGAUGGGUAAAUUGGUUUUAAACCGACUUUAUCAUUUUAAGUCAAUUUAAACUCUGUUAUGGGCAAGAAUCUCCAAUCUGCUAGAGGUCUAAGUAACCCCAAAUUCUUCUAGAGAUUCUGUAUGCUGUCAGAACCUGAGCCAAGCUACAGAAGAGGCAAACAUCUGUAGCAAGCUGCACAUUCCCCCAAGUGUAUCAAGUCUAUUUCUUUUGAUGGAUUAGAUAAUAGAUUUGUUUCAGGGAAAGCAAGGAAUAUUUUAUAUAUAUAUCUGUAAGAAUUCGCAUGCUUGCUUUUGAAACUUAAUCAUUUCAAAGUGUACAUGCUUCCCUGUAGUAUGUCUGAUGAGAACAGACAUGGGGAGCCUGUUGCCCCCCAAAAGCUGUCGGGACACCAACUUCCACCUGCCCCAGGCAGGAUAGCCAAGGAUCAAAGAUGAUGGGAGUUGGAAUCCAACCCCAUCUGCAAGGCCAUUCUUUCUCCAACCGUGGACUUAGAAUGCCACAGUCUCUUGCUUAUGUAUAACAGCCAGAAGACAAUAAAGCAACUCAAAAAAGAAGUAAUAUUGCUUUCCAUGACAUGUAAGAACCACUGGGUGAAUUAAGUGAAUCUAUUAACUGUAAUGACAUGGGUGGGUGUCAUAAGUUUCAUACUGUAACUUUUUCAUCAACCAAAAAUUCAGUAUUUGCAAUCAGGUAACGUUCACGUCCAGUUUUUUUUUUGGUAAAAUUCUUUGUUGGAAGGAGAGGAAACAAAGGACAUAUUGAUAACAAUGCAUCGGUUAUAGGGAAAUGUGAAUUCAAGGUUAUGGCAAUGUGGAGAAUUAUAGAAUGCAAAAGUCCCAUAAUUGUGGCUCUGGUUUGUGGGUCAUUUCCAGUGGCUUGAUUCAAGGUUUACUCUCCAGCCACGAGGAUUAGAAACAUGUUUAUCAUUGGUAGCUGAAAUCCUUGAUGUUCUGCAAACCACAGCAGAUCCCAUGCUUUGCACUACAAUCUUAGUAAAUUUCCCGAGAGAGUAGAAGUUGUUGUUGUUGUUAUGGCACAUGUAAAAGCAGAUGAAGUAGGUGAUGGAUGUUUGAACUUUCUUUUCUGUCUCUCUCCUUAUAUGUCUGUUCUAGGCUGCACUCCUCGGAAGUGUGGAAGAGGGAUAACAGAUGCCAUAAUCAGCAGGGAGGAAGCUGAGAGAAUCCGUAGGUAAAUUUUCUUUCCAGAAAUCGUCUUAAAGGCUUUAGGAUAAUGCUUUUGUUUUCCUUUUUGAAAGUUGACACCAUUGUUGCUAUUUUUGUGCCUUUUAGACAGGAACAAAGGAUGGGUGUAUAUAUCCUGGCAGGGUCCUUUCUUUUCUCUGCCAUAUUAUAUUUCAGGGGUUCACAGCCAGUGUGGGCACUGCUUCUGUGCUGGAUAAUGGUUAGGGGUGCCUGUAUACAGUAGGUGCAUCCAACGCCUCUUGACCCAAUAUCAAUUACAAGAUCUUCAGGUGAUCAUGAAGAUGGCUAAGAGGCACUUAAGAGAUUGUCUCUUCAGGUCUGAUGCAGAAAGAGAUUUAACCACAAUUGCCUCUACCAAAAGUUCACCAUGGUUCCUACUUAUCAAAAUGGAGCACAUCUGAGCUAGUUAUCUGACAAAGCUCCCACUUGCCGUACUAAGAAUCGCUUUUACAGAAUUACGAUUCCAAUCGAUGCCGUCGGCGGUGGUGGGUGGUUGGUACAGCAAAGUACAGUACAAGGAGAGACUUUGUCUGUGUGGGCAACCUUGCGUAGAGGACCUGUACCACUGUUUAUUGCAAUGCCCGCUAUAUAUAGAACCAAGAGACCAAUUUAUAAAACCCCUGCUUAUGAAUGGAACACACUUGAACAGGGUGGAAAGGGUGAAAUGGCUGCUGAGUGAUACUGAUGACUUCAUAACUUAUAAAGUAGUACUAUAUGCAUUGGCAGCUAAGAAGAUCAGGAGAAAAGAACUAGAUAAAAUAGCGGUCAAUUGCAAAAGUGAUUCAGACAUUUAAGCUGGUACAUUCUGAGAACCCCCUUCUAUUCUAUCAUAUGCAGCAAAUAAUUUCUAGGAGACGUGACCGUGGUUUAUUGUAUUUGCAGUGCCUGAUGUUUUUAUGGUUUUUAUGGUUAUUGUUGUUUUUCUUUUUGUUUCCUUUGUGAAUGAUGCCAUGGCCUUUGGCUAGUGCAAUAAAGUUUAUGAUGAUGGUAUACAGUAGGUGAAAGUCACCUGAGUCAGGCUCAAACUAAAUUUAGGGGCAAACUCCCAUCCCACUUGGAAUUUGAUCCAAGCUGAAGGAUAAUGCCAUCCACCUCUGCCAUUUGGCUCUGUAGGGAAGGUUAGAAAGGGGAUACAGAGCCACCCACACCUUCUGAAUCUGCUCUGGGAGCUUCCUGGCAGUUCUCAUAGAAUUUAGUGAAAUAGCUUCCAGUGGAGGUGGGAAGGAGACUGCAGCAUCAAAUUUUGGGGGUGGGGAAUUGCAGAGUUGGAAGGGACCCAAAGAGACAUCUGAUCCAACCCCUUGCAAUUCAGGCAUCAUAGGAGUCUAGUCCCCAACACAAAGGGACUUCAGCUCCCUUCCUGCCCUCCUGGUUUUUGACCUGCAGCCUUUUUCUACCUUUUACCCACAUACAGUACAAUCUUUGCUUUGUUCCAUUAGGUUGUGAAGUGGCAAAGAUGCUGCAAGGAGGGCAGGUGGGGAAAGGUAAAUUUUUUAAGGCCUUGCAUUGGUUUGGAGUUACCUAGGUUUCCCCCAUUUUUUUCGGGGGGGGGGGGACUUCCGGUAAUAUCUCAGUUAAUCUGAGGCAAGUUUCCUACAGUUCAUCCAUCUCUUAAUUAUUAGUGAACACUUAUGUAGAGCUUUUUAAUAGGAAAGAUGUUUCAUGCUUUAAUUGUGCGUUUGCAUUCAAUGUCACUGUGAGAGGGGUCAUUGUUCCCAUUUAUAAAUUGGGGGCUGAGGGUGAGAGAACAAGUUGAUCAAGGCUAACUAAGGAGUCCAUGGAACAUUUGCAAAUUGGGACUCUUGCAGAUGUAAGGCUCCAAGCUGCCUAAUCAUGGAUAAGCAAUUUAUGUGUCGGCCAUGGAAUUAACGCUUGCUUUUGGACUGUGAAUUCUUACCAAUUGCCUUAAUUACAGUUAAGUGGUAUAUUGGCAGCAGUAUUAUGAGUGGUUAAGUCUACUCAGAGUUUUAAACCAAGGCUCCAGAUCUUGCAUGCCACUCCCAAAUGCUAAGCAAUUGAGAGCCUGGAACCCAGGUCUAUAGAAGCCUGUUUUCCACCAAAAUAUGCAAUUGCUUUACAAGUGUUUACCUCAAAUACACAGGCUAGAAAGCUUCUGUAUAGUGUUGUGCUUGCCUUCACUCUAGGCCAAGUAUUUGCCAUGACCAAGAAUAGCCGUUUAGUAUGUUCUCUCACCCCUUCUGCUCACAUCCAACCUUGACAUAGUGAUUUGAUUAGCUAAAGCUAUUGUUACCUGCUAUUCCUGAAAUUCCUUAAGUGUUAGUUUACUUACCAGGAUGUUAAGCUAUGUGUAAACUGCAAUUUUAAGAUUCUGGUUAGUAAACUGACAUUAAAUCACAGCGCCUAAUUUUAAACACAGUGGGGACCAGAAGUUUAAGCUAACUGGGACUGGCAUGCUGUGGAGGCGAGUGGGGUGGGGUGGGGGGAACAGACUGUAAAAGUGCUUGUUCCUGGCUGCUAAACUAUGGUUCAGAAAGCUGGGAAAUGUGCAUCUGAACCAGGGCAUUGUGUAAAUAUUCUGCAGUUAGCAAUAGGAAGAAGUGGGGUUACUUUAAUUCACUGUGUUCCCACUCUGCAGCAGUUUCUGCAGUAAGGUGGGGAAUCUUCUUUCACCUCAACUGAGUCAUUAAACUCUUUCAUUCUGCAUGCAGGGUUUUGCAUCCUGACAGAGCAGUAUUCCAUUGCAACUGGAGUAAAUGGUCUUAACUUUAGUCAUUUGUCAUUAGCAAAAAUUCCCAGACUUCUGGACUAAGAAAAAUAGCAUUUGCUUUCGCUUCUUCCCAUUGCCUGGAAAUGAUUGGGAUAAAUCUGAGCUUUGUAUUGUCUGGGCACACCUUGGCACUGAGGCAGCUAACCUUUUAAGGGCACAGGGCUGCACUGAGCAAUAGUCAACCCACCAGAAAGUGUCAAAGUGGAUGUAGCAUUUUUAAAAAUUACAAAUCUGAGGGAACCAGAUUUAGCUCACUGACUACAGGUCAGUCACCCCUGCUUUGCAACAUGACUACUUUUUCUGCUAGGAAAUUCUCUGCCUCUGUUUUUGUUUCCCUAGCUGGGUUCUAUGUGUGAAGAAUUCUGAUUUGCCCACUGUUAUGCCAGUGUAAGUUGACCUUUCUGUUCCUCCUGUGUCAACUGUGACAGGUCUGGUUUGACAAGUGGCAUUAAACGGUAAAAGGCUGUGCUGCAGUUCUGAUUUGAAAUUGUUGUGUCAUCCACAGAAUAGCAGAGAAGGGACUCUCCCUUGGAGGAUCAGACGGAGGGGUGAGCAGUGUCCUGUUACCUUUUACAUUCUUCUGGUAUCCAGGCAAGAUUCUUUAGAUUUUUGUUUUUUAAAUGGGUUUUGGGGAGGAGUGUCAGGAAUGGGGAAGAAAUGUAGGACUCUGCCCUCAUCCCCGUGUGGCAAAAUAUAUAUUUUGCUUGUCUAUAGUUAUUCUAGACUUCCCUUCAACUGCUCCAAUGCUGCUUGCUCCUAACUGCAAAUUAAGAUUGUUUUUGGCAAGACUGAGCUUGAAGAGGAGGAACUAAUACAUGGUGCUUUGAGAGUGAGGGGCAGGCAUUUGUACCAUGGUGGGUGGUGAAUGAGUUGGGCAGCAGGGUCAGGGAAAAGGAAGUACACAGAGCAAAGAAACCCCUUUCCCACUUGCUCACAAGGGGAAGUAUCCUCAUGUAGUUUCUGAUCCUGUGUUUCCCUUAUCCCGCCCCCCUUACACCAACAAGGGGGAAGGAUUCACCUAAUCCCAUACACAGAACCCUGCACAUGGACUUCCACUUGCGCAAAGUGGUUCCCCCUCAUGCCCCCCUGAAAUUGCCUGUAAGGGGAGGAAGAACCCCCAAAACAGUGCAGUGGAGCACAGGUAGGAGAGGAGGGAUUGUUCCAUCUGACAAGCUGAAAAUCUUGUGCUGGUGGAACAUUCGCCUUAGAACAAUGGUGAAUUUCUCCCAUGGGCCUGAAUCCCAGCUUGGCCAUAACCCUCAACUGGUGGUCAUUGGCAGGACACUGCCACUCAGUCUAAUCUAUCUCUCUUGACCUUUUGGAGAGGGAUGGUGGAAGAUGCCUGAGCAAUCAGAGGAUAAAUCUGCAUCCUCCAGAGGAAAAAAAAAGAGUUUGAGGAAAGAUGCCUAAUGUAGAAGGAGUAUGGGAUGGAAGAUCAAUGUGACCGUCCUUCAGUAGAAUGUGAAGCAUCACCAGACUUUGCAUAGUUAAUUGUCAAAUAAGUGAAGGUGGUAUACUUCCAAAAAAAGGGAAUAUUUUUGUAUCUAAGUUUUUAAAAGCUGUGUUACAGACUAUAUGCCAUCUCAGUUGUGUCAUCCCUUAAUCCUAAACACAUUUGCUUGGGAGAAAGCACCCUUGCUUUCUAUGGCACUUUCAAGUAAAGGGGUUUGAGAACAAGGUCUCAAUAACCUUAAAUGUAAAUGCUCCAGCUUCAGUGUUUCUUCAGCUGCAGCAUACCCAACCAGAAAUCAUUUAAUGAGGGUGCCCUUUUGUACUUGCGGUGCCCCAGGGCCUCUCAGUGCUGUGUGUCCCAGUGAACACUCUUUCAAACACUCUUGCAGCCUCCAUAGGUGCCAACUCCCUGGACCCUGGGUGCCCGAGCACCCACAAAAUUCCCCAUGAAGAGGCUGGGCACCCACAAAAUUCGGUGCCAGGUCUAUGCAUGCUGCAUGGCACCCACAGCCCCGGGCACCCAUGGCUGCAUGGCCAAGUUGGCACUCCUUCAGCCCACCAAUACAAAGUGAGCUACCUUUCCAUUCUGCCCACAGAGACAGGCAGCAGUCUUUCACAGUAAAAGACUGUUCGAUAGAAGGACGUUCUUUUUACUAUUCCUGUAUUUCAUUGCAUUUUGUAGCCUACUGAGAGCUGAAGCGGCUCUGUUGUUCAAUAUGGAAUGUAAUUGCUUUGAGUGCAAUCCAAUCAGCUCGAUUGACAGGUGUCUCUGCAAUUGGCCAUGGACUGUUCGUGACGUAAAUCGUCUUGAUGUCUUGGGGCUAUUUGCCAGAUGCAGAGAAAUCAAAAGUAGAUUUAAAAUGCUAGUCUGUUGAAGAACUGAAGUUUUGAUUUAUGGUUUGCAAAGGUGCAAUGAGAAUGACUUUCCAAAAUUUAGCCCCCAAAUGCAUCAGACUGGCUUUGAAAUCAUAAAUGCUCAUAAUUGCAUUUAGCCUUUGAAUGCAUGUUUUACAAUUUUCCGUUCAGUUUCUAUCCUUUUAUGUUGCUUUACUUUUUGUAAUAUAAGGAGCUAAAAUUCCAUUUACCUUCUGAGUAAGUACAGGCGGUAAAAUAAUUGCGCACCAAGGAUCCAUAGAAAAGUUUGUUUCUAAAGCUCCCCCUUCCAUGAUGGUAGAGCCAAAAUGGGUAGAUAUGGAGUUUAUGAUUAGGGCUAACAGGAGGGGAGCUUAUUUCAAUUCAUUGACUCUUGUGAGUGUUGGAAGUGCAACAGCAGAAAUCGUUCUGCAUGCUAUUUAACGGUGGUGUUAUUAGUGCUAGUCAAUGGCCCAAGGGGCUUGUGGUGGUAUUACUUAGCAACCAGUCAGAAUGGCAUGAACUUUCCUGAGGUAGCAUGUGCUCUGAUUGGCUGUGUAGUUCUAUGGGAGUUGUUCUUCUGCAUGUUUGGUUGAAGGUCUCCCUGCUUUGUACAAGGCCUGAACUAAGAGACAAAGCCUCUGCGUAUUUCUGUUCAAAAUAUACACUGUUUUGCUCAGUUUCCUCAGUAAAGUGUUAUCAGAACUUUUCUCUCUGGACUCCAUCUACAUUAUCUUACUGACUUUGCUAACAGUGAGUAUACUUUUGGAACAUGAGAAGAAAGUGAAUGGCAUUGCUACAAACCUGCUACCAGUGAAGCUGUUUUAAAAUGGGGGUUUAAAAUGGAACUCCAGCCAGUAAUCUGACUGUUAUAGUUUGGACCACUUGAAGUUUCUGAGUCAUCUUCAAGGGCAGUCCCAUGUAAAGUACAUUGUAAUACUUCAAUCUGGGCGUUAUCAGAGCAUGGAGUACUGUGGCCAAGUCAUCUCUACCCAAAAGGGGCUGCAGCUGGCAAACCUGGCAGAGCUGGAAACAGACAGUCGUAGCCACUGUUGCCACCUGUGCCUUCAGUGACAGUGUUGGAUCCCGGGUUAUCCCCAAGCUACAGAGCUGCUCAUUCCAUGGGAGUGCAACCCUGUCCAGAGCUGGCUGUCUUCCCACCUCCUGGACUUGAGAACUUGGGACACAUGUGAAGCCAUUCAAUACAGGGCUUGUCUUUUAUUACCUUUUCCAGUUCUUCCAAUUGUGUUCUUUCCAUCUUGAUGCUAUCCAGCAUGAUCCUACUUAUGAGAGGUGUAAGGACUGAGUGAAUAUGGUUUCUGACAUUUGUAUUGUUUCCUGCUGCUCAUGUUCCCUCUGCUAUGAGUCACUUGUACUUUGUUUCUGCAGAGUCUAAGAGUUUCACCUUAAUGGAAUUAGUUCAUUCGCAACUGGCUGUCUCGCCUGUGCCUUUCAAAAUUAACCUUAACAACUACCUAAAUGGCACCUGUAUAUUUUGAUCAGGAUGAUGAUGGAGGAUGCGACUUCUCCUAAUAGCACUUCAAGAAAUCAAAUGAAUGAGGCUUUUGUUCUCUGUUUUCUUGUUAUUGUACAUCUCCAUUCUGAAUAAUUCACUAAGGACUUCAUUGCAGCGAGCAAAGGGUAGGAGUCAAAACAAGAUAACGGUCCUUGAUUCUCUGCACUUGAUUCAGAUGCAAAUGUGCCUUGACUAAAUCUGAUGGCAAGCAGUUUGUCAAGGCUAUGCAUUCUUCAGUCUGUUUCAAAAUCUCCUCUUGCUGCAACAUUGGGCCGCCAUGGGGGAUUAUCAUAGGCUUAAAUUUGGGGCUUCAUUCAACACAGGUAGGUUCCUUCCACCAUAAUAGAGAAGCAACUGAUUUUCAGAGACAGUUUCACAAUCUUCCUUUAUGUAGAUUUUCCGCCUCAAAGAAAUUAACAGUGGUCGCGCAGUUUAUGUGCUGGGGUGAUUUCAAGAGACAAUGGGAUAAAAGUGGUCAUGGUUGCAAUUUUCCAAGCCCUAGUAGUGAGUCAUGUGUUGCCUUUGGGAAACCAAUGGGCUAUAGAGAAUAGGUGUAGGGUUUGUGGCUUGUAAUGUGCAGUGAACAGAGCCAAGGAAAUAAUCUCAAUAAUCUCAAUUUUAAAGAAAAAAGUUAGGAUUAAGCCCUUAGGUUUCAGAGGGAAAAAGUUGACAGUAACUGUAACCGACAGGCUCAAAAGUCAGAAGGCAAACAUUUAUUUAUUAAAAUGGCUUAGAUCCCACCUUUCAGGAUACUGAUACUGACAAGUAACUUCAAUGUGCAUUUAAAUAUGAACACAAUAAGCAAUAUCAACAUGUAGCAAGUCAACAGGAACCUUCCUGCAGGGCAGCUCACAAUAGAUGGCUGGAACAGGUCCUGAUGUCUUCAGCUGCCUGUACCACUUUCUUGGGAGUCCUUCCAAUGGACAGUUAGUGGUAGUUGGUGCUGGAAAGGGGAAAGUUCACCUGCAGCAGUCUAGGGUGACUUCCCCCUCCCUCAUUCUCGAAAGUACAGCACAGUCAUAGCAUUACUUUCUCAUGCUAUCACUCCCCCUGCAGACCUUUGCCUAAAGUGCAGGGCUGGGUGGGCUUGUGACAGUGGCGUCAAGAAUGAAGAGGGAUGACAUUUGCCAUUGCAUCUCAGUUUCAGAAACUGGUUUGCAAACCAUAGUUUGUCCUAAAACUGGAAUCCAACUAUGCACAUAAUGCUAAACCAUAGCUUACUGUUGCAUCUGAUGAUGAAAUCCAGGGGUGGAGGGUUUCUCUGCAUCCAAGGGCUUUCUUCCCAAGUGAAUAGCUGUGGCUUGCCCAAUAUUCUGUCCUGUUGCCAAGGCCAUCUGGGAGCAUCUUUACCCAAAUCUAGGUCUAAACUAUCUACAUUUAAAGAUACUUGAGGUCAGUAAAGUAGAAGUUGCAGGGUAAAUCAUAACAAGCAGAAGGUACUAAGUACUGCUCCCUUGACCAGGCAGAGCAGAAGACCAAUGCCCUAGUGUUUGACCAGAAUAAUCCAAAACAGAAAUGCCCCCUACCCCCAGUUGUUGCUAGAUUCCAACUCUCAUCCAUCCCAGCCAACAUGGCCAAUUGUCAGGAAUUAUGGGUAUUGUGGUUCCCAUUCCUGAUCUAGAGCCUACCAAUUACAAGGGUCAAGGAUGCACAUUCCUGUUUUGUGAUGCUGAAUUUCAUUCAAUAUAUUUUUUAUUAAAGACAUAUUUUUUAUUAAAGACUUUAGCAUCAAGAACUCUAAGCAGUUGUGACAGUUCACAAAUCCUGAUUCGAAAAUUGAGGCUUUUGUGAAUUUGUCAUCCUUUGGUCCACAUUACCAAGGAAUAGAACAUGGACCCAAAAAUAUCUGCUGUGAGAUUUUUUCUUUUUUGGUGCAAAAGCAACUGCUGUUUAUUUCUUUACAGCACAGCCAUUUAGUGAAUACAGUGGUACCUUGGGUUACAUACGCUUCAGGUUACAGACGCUUCAGGUUACAGACGCUUCAGGUUACAGAUGCUUCAGGUUACAGACUCUGCUAACCCAAAAAUAGUCCUCAGGUUAAGAACUUUGAGAACAGAAAUCACGCAGCAGUGGUGCAGCAGCUGCGUGAGGCCCCAUUAGCUAAAGUGGUGCUUCAGGUUAAGAACAGCUUCAGGUUAAGAACAGACCUCCACAACAAAUUAAGUUCUUAACCCGAGGUACCACUGUAUAGUCUCUUGUUACUGUGGUCCACUCAACACCUGACAUUUAAUUAGUUCCCCUAUUCUGAAGUUGAACCUCUCAUUUCCCAGCACAUUUAAAUCUUAAGCAUUUACCCUUUAGGCCUACAUUAUUGCAGAUAUUUUCUUCCUGUCUGUGUGGUUUUGCUGCUGUUUGUUUUUUUUUAAAAAAAAACAAGCUCCUGAAAGUCCCAUUAACUACCCUUUCAGUAUAAUUGCCUUAAUAGUUUUCUUUCCCCUGCAGUGCUCCAAACUUGUGCUGCUUCAGAAAGCAGAAAGGUCACUUCUUUAGCUAAAACAGUGGAAAUGUGGGACUGGCCAAGUCACAGGAUAGUGUGAAGUGUAUAGCCUUCUGUAAUGACUGCGGUUUAAAAAGGCCAGCAGUUUUUCUGCAGGUCAAAAGAAGAACCUUGAAAAUGAGUUCUUGGUCAUGCAUGAGCAUAAGAGAUUCAUCUUUCCCUCCUCUCCCAGCCUUAGUGGUAAAUUAAAUUGCUUUAGAACUAUAUAGGAAUCAAUGCAGGAAAAACAUGUUAUGAAUAAUAUUCGAAUACUUGCAUGCCAGGUCCUGAAACAUGAAUAUACACCACUGAAUUCUAGGGGAAGAGAUAGCUGAAGAGGGAAAGUUAACACUAGAUAAGUCUAUUGUGCCUUGAUUUCUGACUCUUAUAUAUAUAUAAACUAGCACAACUUUAAACCAAGAGUGCUGUAUCUCCUGUCCCCUGGAGCAGAUUUGGGGAGUACACGGUGGGGGGAGGAAACAGAAGCCCUGUUGCACCAGCCAAGCAGUUUGUGUGGAGCAUUGGAUACAACCCACCAUCUGAGAUUGCACAGAACAGAGACCUAGUCUCCUUUUAAUAGUCUUCCUUUUGCUGAUUUGUUUCUUCUUGUUUGGAUUUUCUCCCCCUCCCAGGCUUCAAUUCUGGACUUGCACUCUGGAGCUCUUUCUUUGGGGAAGCAUUUUGUUAACAUGUACAGGUAAUGUAGAGUUGCACCUUGGCAUUCAGUGCCUUGGAUACAGGUGAUUUUAGUGCUCUUAGGUUCUUCAGGAUGGAAUAGACAUUUGGGUGGGGGAAGAGAAAAAGCUCUGAUGCUGCAGGUUGAUUGAUGGAUUCUUCAGCAGUUUGCUGGCCUUUGCAAAAAGCUGUGAUACUAAGUGUUGUUAGCAAGUGGUGUUAAGCUGGGCCUGUAGGAGAGAUAUAAAUAUUUGCUGUCUCAGUAGAUGCUGGAUGUAAGAGUUUCUCCCACCACAGUUUAGAUUUGUAAUGUAAUGCAGAAAGCAAAAUAAUUUGUGCCCUCAAGUGGUGAUCAGUUUCCUGCAGAAUUAAUAGUUUUCCUCUCACCAUAGCAUCCUUUAAGUCAUCAGAGUGCUUCUUGUUUACUAAUCUUUAAUAACUGCUUGGGAUAAAGUUGGUUUGAGUAAAUUAAUUUGCAAAGAAAAGUUAAGCACCAGCUGCUGCAGGGAUUUAACUUGCACUUUGUAUUAUUUAUUUCAGUCUUUGAAUUGUCUUCCCCCACAGAUACUUCAGUGAUAAAGUCCAUGAUACCUUUACAGAAGAAGAUUUUCAUUUAUAUCGGUAAGAAAAGAAAGCCCCAUUAAGGGUAUUUAUUGUCUUCCAAACUGCUGUCAAAUACAGUGGUUCCUCGGGUUACAAACACUUCGGGUUAUAGACUCCGUUAGCCUGGAAGUAGUACCUUGGGGUAAGAACUUUACCUCGGGAUGAGAACAGAAAUUGUGUGCUGUUAGCACAGCGGCAGUGGAAGGCCCCAUUAGCUAAAGUGGUACCUCAGGUAAAGAACUGUUUCAGGUUAAGAACGGACCUUAGGAACGAUUUAAGUUCGUAACCAGAGGUACCACUGUACAACUUUAAUUGUGUGGAUGAGGACAAUUUGUAGUGUGUCUCUUAGAAGAGGUGUGUCUAAAUGCAGCAUGAUACUUGAACUGCUGAUGAGAUAUAUUGCUUGUUACAUGGCUAAGAAGACUCUUUAACAGUCAAACAUACCCUUCAAUAGUGUAGGAGAAAGAGGCAUGUGGCAUUGGCUGCAUUUCAUAGAAAUUGGUAGCUCAGCCUUUAUUAAAUCAAAGGUUAAGCUCCCAUUAACCUAUGCAAUCCAGAUCACACUGUGCCACAAGCAGGGAGCAGGUGCAUUGCAAAUGAAUGAAAGAGCAAGCUGCAGAGGAAGGCAAAAUACCACCGAAGUUGCUGUCUAUACAACCUUGGGACAGGGGUAUAUUUUUAAAACUCCCAUCCCACCCUGUGACAACCACUCAGGUCUUGUGUGAGCACAACCCAUUCAUCAAGUUACCCCAAGAAAACUUUAAUGGGUUGAUCUCCGCAUUGCCUAACAUCCUGUCUCUGGUUGCCCUAGGCUAGAGGAAGGGGUGGCGAGGAGGAAACCCAAGACUUCACGCAGAGAAGAGGAAAGCUAUUUUGGCCAUAAUUAAGUGUUCAACAAAGCAGUUGUACAGUCUUCUUCAUAUACUUGUUUGACCAGCCUAGUAAGGUUCUAGUAAGGUUCUAGUAAGGUUCUUUAACCCCCUACUAUUGUUCCAUUGGACAUCUCUAAGAUUUAGGCACUUUCUUCUAUUUCCUAACCAAAAUCAUGUUAAUAUAUUGUCAUAUUUUACUCAUAGCUGCCUUUCUCUUGCCUCCCUCAUUUGUGGUACCACUUCUAAAAGAAGUGGAAAGGCCCCAACUUUCUUAAGAACUCGGCUUGCAAGAAAAAUUGUUCUACUCCUUUCAACAGUCUAGUUCUUAGUUCUACAUGCAUGACCUUGAAUUAACCCUUCUCAGGCAUAUGUGACCAAAAUAGGAUUUUUUAUUCUAAAUGUGAGCUCACUGGAAUGCCUUCUGCAUUGUACAACGGUAUCUGUACUUCUCUACCCUAUCAUAUUAGCUCUUUUCAUUGACAAAGGACGGAGACAAUUCAUUUUUUAAAAAAAGAUAUUUAUUAAAAGUUUAAUAGUUACAGAAAAAAGAAAAAAGAAACAAUAAAAUGUUCACAAUACAUCAAAAAUAAAGAGAAAAAACAAAAAAAACAAUACAACAGAACAACAAAAAAAGCAAAAACAUUUAAAAAACACAUCCAAUAUCUCUAUAUCUCUACCUUUCAUUUACUUGUGUCAUCGACCUCCUCACACCUCCCUUUUUUGUAUUCUUGUUCAAUUAGCUAUUUCAGCAAAUCCUUUCCAUCUUUCUUAAUUUUUGUUCUAUAAUUUAUCUUAACACAAUCUAACCUUAAAUUUCCACUUUAACCCAUUAACAAUCUAUUUUUACUUAAUUCUUUAUAACAUUUCUGCUAAGGCCAUAUAACUUCAUUCCAGCAUCCUUCUAACAUUCAUUAAUUUUACAAUAUUUCUGUAAAUAUACUUUAAAUUUUUUCCAAUCUUCUUCCACCGACUCUUCUCCCUGGUCUCGGAUUCUGCCAGUCAUUUCCGCCAACUCCAUGUAGUCCAUCAGCUUCAUCUGCCAUUCUUCCCUGGUAGGUAGAUCUUGUGUCUUCCAGUGCUUUGCGAUAAGUAUUCUUGCUGCUGUUGUGGCAUACAUGAAAAAAACUCUAUCCUUCUUUGGCACCAAUUGGCCUACCAUGCCCAGGAGAAAGGCCUCUGGUUUCUUUAGAAAGGUAUAUUUAAAUACCUUUUUCAUUUCAUUAUAGAUCAUCUCCCAGAAUGCCUUAAUCUUUGGGCACGUCCACCAAAGGUGAAAGAAUGUACCUUCAGUUUCAUUACAUUUCCAACAUUUAUUAUUGGGCAAAUGAUAAAUUUUUGCAAGCUUGACUGGUGUUAUGUACCACCUGUAAAUCAUUUUCAUUAAAUUCUCUUUUAAGAUAUUACAUGCCGUAAACUUCAUACCAGUAUUCCAUAACUGUUCCCAGUCAGUCAUCAUAAUAUUAUGUCCAACAUCUUGUGCCCAUUUAAUCAUAGCAGAUUUCACCGUUUCAUCUUGGGUAUUCCAUUUCAACAGCAAGUUAUACAUUCUUGACAAAUUCUUAACUUUAGGGUCUAGCAAUUCUGUUUCCAGCUUUGAUUUUUCCACCUGAAAACCUAGUUUUUUAUCCAGAUUAUAUGCCUCCAUUAUUUGAUAAUAAUGGAGCCAAUCUCGUACUCUGUUUUUUAAUUUUUCAAAGCUCUGUAGCUUUAAUCUGUCACCCUCUUGUUCUAAAAUUUCCCAAUACUUCGGCCAUUUGGCCUCCAUAUUGAGUUUUUUCAAAGCCUUUGCUUCCAUUGGUGACAGCCAUCUUGGGGUUUUAUUUUCUAACAGAUCCUUAUAUCUUAUCCAGACAUUAAACAGUGCUUUUCUUACAAUAUGGUUUUUAAACGCUUUGUGUGCUUUGACCUUAUCAUACCACAAAUAUGCAUGCCAACCAAAUACAUUAUUGAAACCUUCCAAAUCCAAAACAUCCGUGUUUUCAAGAAGCAUCCAUUCUCUCAGCCAACAAAAGCGGCUGAUUCAUAAUAAAGUUUUAAGUCUGGCAGGGCAAAUCCACCUCUUUCUUUAGCAUCAGUUAAUAUCUUAAAUUUUAUACGAGGCUUCUUGCCCUGCCAGACAAAUCUGGAGAUAUCUCUCUGCCACUUCUUGAAACAGUCCAUUUUGUCCAAAAAUUCAACCACUCUUGACAUCUACAGGGUGCCAUUAAAAAAAGAAGAAGCUAGCAAUGUUAAAUUUAUUGUGGAUUUGUCCAAUGGAUUUAAGAAUUUAGAAUAAAAAAUCAGGAGUGAGGGUCAGCACUAUUCAUGGUCUUUCAUACUGAGGUGGGAGAGUGGCAGUUUUACUCCGGGGGGGGGGUUGAGGGCGGAUGACAGAGCAGAGGUUUCCUAGACUAGUUCCCAGUUAAAUUGCUGUGGUUAGCAGAAAGCCAGAAACCUAUCUUCACCAGCCCUCCCUGUUUACUGUAGACAGCCACUGUCUCUGCUCAUUCUAGUUAUCCAGCUUGGACCUCUGCCUUUGUGUUUCAUGGGACUUGUGUAUUUUGUGGUGGUGGUGUGAUAUUUAACAGAAACAAAACUACCAUUAUUGAAUCUAGACCAGGCAUAGGCAAACUCAGCCCUCCAGAUGUUUUGGGACUACAACUCCCACCAUUCCUGACCACUGGCCCUGUUAGCUAGGGAUGAUGGGAGUUGUAGUCCCAAAACAUCUGGAGGGCUGAGUUUGCCUAUGCCUGAUCUAGACUCUGUAGCAGAGAAAAUGUUUGUCUGCCAGAGAAAACCUGCAGGCUUUCUCUGCUGAAUCUUCUUUUCCCAAUGGCAACACUUUUCUCCCAGUGUCUUGCAUACCUUAAGGUUUAUGCUAAACACACUCUUCAUCAUGACUUACUUGUGUUAAGCUAUGAAGGACUUAAAAAAACAAACUCACAAAAAUAACACCUUGUUGAGGGCUCAUUAAGAAGCAGCACUGCUGAGCAUUCCAGGCAUUUUCUGGCAGCAAAGUAGUGCUGACAUUCCGAACUCGUGAAUGUGUAUUUUAAACUCUGUUAAAACAGCAGCUGCUUGUGGUGAUGAAAUAUAGUUUGACUUCUCUCUUGUGUUAUGCUCAAGGUGGGUAAUGCUUGGACUGGUUAUAGUACUGUGCUGCUUCACGUAGUAAGGAGGAGGGAUGCUUUUGGUUUAAAACCAACCACUUUAAUGAAUUUAGUGUAAUUAUUUAGGGUGUUACUCAGCUAAGUUUUAUUCAGAGUAGAUCCAUUGAAAUAAAUGAACACAAUGCUAUUAGAUACCUUAAUUUCAAUGAGACUACUCAAAAUGUUGUUAAAUACCACCCUUUGCUUGCAGCGCAUGGUUUGUUUGUUUUUUACAUUAUCAGAAGCUACAUUUUAGUAUAUCUGAUGCAAUAAAAGGUUUAUACUUUGAAUAGCUGGAAAAAUCAUAACAUCAGAAUCAUGGGUUGAUAUUAAAUACAUUUUCAUCAUAUCAAAUGAAAAUGGUUUGCAUUAAGGAGUGCCAUUUCAUUAUAGAUAUAAUGAGAAGUAUUGCAUAGAGCGCAGGAUAAAUUCUAAAAAGGAGUUCUCAAUACAAUACAGCCGGUGGAUUGGUCUGCAGAAUGAUAGCUCAAGGGAACAGCAGCAAAAGAGGCUUAUUGUCUACCUGAAUGGCUGGAUUGAUUUUUCAGAGAUAGACAGUGCGCACAGAAGCUGUCGUCAUCGAGCAAGAUUUCAAAAUGAGCUGCAACACUUAUUGAAAUAAAAUGCCUGAGACUUUAAAAAACUGAUUUGCUUGGGUAAAAAUAGCUUACCUUCUGAAUGAACUUCCAUUUCCCUUGGCUGGUAGACCUAAGAAAUAGGAAAGUGGCAUUUUGGUGACAGAUGGAAACCGUAUUACUAUAAUAACUCAUGUGCAGCUUAGAAGCUGGCCAUAUUUCCUGCUGGGUCCUGUUAUUCCCACCAGGUAUGCUGACCGAAAAUAUCUUCAGGAAGUCUUUCUGUCUUGCUCCGAAAAAAUAUGCAAGCCAAGUAGUACCAGCAUAAACCAGCUCAAUAAGAUGAGCCUUGCACUUUUCUGAAGGUCAUCACGUCAGGGUACCUGUACAGCAGGUAUAGCAAGCUGCGCAUGUGCAAAUAUGUGGGUCUACUGCACUGGCUAUUUGCUUCUAAAUUUCUCACUGAUGGAAAUUUAGGACAGUCAGAAGCAGCAUUUUUGCUUAUCUUUUUUCCAGUAAAGAGACAGCUUGCCAGAUAACCAGGUACAGAGCCUUGCUGGGCUUAAGUCUAUUAAAAGGCAGUAUAUUCUUCUUUCCUUUGAUCUGCUGAAUCUAAUGUUAUCCCAGUAAUAGGCAUUAGGAAGAGGUAUCCUUUCUGCAUCCUGAGCUCUUUAAUGUAGAGCAACUUCUCUACCUAUUUUGAAUGAAACUCUUCUACUAGCUUAUCCAGUGCAGAGUGAUUUAAUGUAGGCACGCAGAUGAACUGCCACACGUGCAAUCAGGUCAGGAAGGCCAGAGAAUAUUUCCAAAGGUGGCUGAGCAAGUGACAGUGCAGCUAGAAAAGCAGUUUAGUCUAUUUCUGAGUGAUGAGUUGCUCAGUCAGAGGAUCUCAGCCAGAGUCUGCUGCUUUGUUAGGGCCAGAUGGGAGCCUCUUGGUUCCUUGCGUCACCUGAUGCUGGGUGGGCUGGAAUUUGUAGUAUCACUGUUUGGUCAUAGAGUGGUGGUUCUGUAGCAUAGCUGAGAGCAGGUCAGCAAUCCCUGUGGAGCGCCCUCCCAUCAGAAGUCAGGGAGAUCAGUAAAUAUACAACCUUUAGAAGACAUCUGAAGGCAGCCGUGUAUAGGGAAGUUUUUAAUGUUUAAUGUUUUAUUAUGUUUUUGUAUGUGCUGGAAGCUGGCCAGAGUGGCUGAGGCAACCUAGUCAGAUAGUAGUAGAGAUACACUGCAAUAUCUUGUUGCAAGACUCAGCUUCACUUUUCUCAGGAGUCCUCAUAAGUCAGUAUAGACAAUGAUGUCGUUUGAUGGCUGAGUACUUAUCAGGAAGUCCGAUUCUGAUCUUGCCUCUGCUGAGGACUCACUAGGUGAUUUUAUGCAGGCCACACACUCUCAGCUCACCAUUUGCAAUACAUAAUAUUGGUGAACUGCAUCAGACAGUUUUUUUUUUAAGGAUUCCUGAGAAUAUGUACGUGAAGCACUUUGAAAACGCUGUAUAAAUGCUUAAGCAUUAUUAUAGAGAGAAAAUAGUGUUGAGUCCUGUGCCAUUGUACAGCGUCCCAGUCACUUAAGAUGCUGUUUUCUCCUUUGCAGUGAUGUGAGGCAGCGGAUCCAACAAAAAAUAGCUCUCACUUUUGGUAUCAGCUCCUCUUCCAUGUAUUUGACGAAGCCAACCUUCUUCUCUAGAAUAAACAACUCAGAAGCCAAGACAACUCAUGAUGAAUACUGGCACCCACAUAUUGAUAAGGUAAGUGGGUUUUUCCCCUUCUACUCCAACAACCCUUCAUAUCUGUUCUUUAAGUAUAGUAUGCUAUUGUCUUAGUAAAUGUAGACACUAGAACAGUAAUUACUGCAUUACUACAGCAAGUUAUUGUGAUUAAUACUUCAGUUCCAAGUAUGUUUACAUAGAAAUAACUCUCACUGAGUUUAACUCCUGAGUAAAUGAGUAUAGGAUCACAUUGUUAAUUCCAUUUUCCAGUUGAUAAACUUAGCAAAUUAAUUCUUUAGCAGAGAUUUGAACCCAAGUGUUCCUUGUCCAAAUCAGAUAUUCUUCCUGCCCACAUUGGUCUUGCUUGUCUGGUUUGUUUCAUACAUUCUGCAGGAUUUCCAUAAUCCUUCCAGAUGAGAAUCUACUAGAUAGACUCAAAUUGCUGUAUCUCAUCAAUUUCAACAUUUGCAACUCUUUGUCCUCCAUUAGCAGUAAGAUUGAAAAAACCCCCCACUUUUUAGCUUUUUACGUUUCUGUAUGGUGGGGACUGUAAAUUUGUGUAAUACACAAGCAGUUAAGGCUUACCAUACUUGGUCGUCUGUGGCUGUAGUUGUAAAAACAAGCAAGGAAAAGGGCCAAAACAGAAACUGAAAGAUAACAGGCCAACAGUCGAACUGUUUUGUACUUAUGUAAGAACUUCCAGGAAAAUAAAUUACAGCUACAAGAAAUCUUGAAACUUAGGCAUGUAUGUUUGUGUACAGAACAUGCACCCCGAUUUAGUAUUUGCAAAAUGUCACUCCUUCUUUGAAUAACACCAGUGUUUAUAAACUUCCUUGUCUUUAAACUGAUUAUAUUGGGUUUAUAUUUUACAACUGUGUGAAAGUAGCUUCUAAGCAGUGUUAAAUCCUUAGAAAAGUUAACUGUUUCUACAGGUACUGGGUUUUCUCUCCUGAAUUUUUUUCCCACUGAUUCAUGUUGUGAAAAAUUAAUCAGGGUGCAUCACUUUAACACAGUGAUGGUGAACCUGUGGCUUUCCAGAUGCUUUUUGGACAAAGCUGGGACUGAUGUGUGUUGGAGCCAAACAACCUUUGGGGAGCCAAGAGUUCCCCAUUCCUGCUAUAUUUAGCACAAUAGUUGUGUUGGACAGUCUAGCAGCAGAAAUUUAGUGACUGGUGUAUCUCUGUUGUUUUUUCUUUUGAAUGAUGUAGUCACUGCAUGUUGUUGAGUCACUUUUCCAUCUGUUGGAGCCCUAGACAGACAGAAAAUGUGUCUCCCACUUUUCCUGUUUUUCCUCCCCACACUGUCUGUCCCUUUGCUCCACCAAAUAAAUAACAUAGUAGAGUAAUCCCAAAAAGCAUAUGCUGGUUCAUGGAAUGCCCCCUCCCAUGAAUUUUCAAGUUAGCCUUUCAAAUCUCCCUUGAUUUUCACCUGAGGAACUUAUUUCUUCUGUGUUUCCCUCCCAGAAUUGUGUGGUGGUAUCUUGGCAUGCUAAAUAUAUUUCCUGGUAUUUGUUUUUAAAGGUUAGGGUUGGGACUCAGGGAAUUUGGGGUUUUGGUAUAGAAUUCUAAAUCCUGACAUGAAUGAAAGUUCUUGUUUAUUUCGUGGGCGAGGCUCUAGCACAGGCAUAGGCAAACUCAGCCCUCCAGAUGUUUUGAGACUACAGUUCCCAUCAUCCCUGACCACUGGUCCUACUAGCUAGGGAUGAUGGGAGUUGUAGUCCCAAAACAUCUGGGGGGCCGAGUUUGCCUAUGCCUGCUCUAGCAAAUUAACAAAACAUUAUUUUACAUUGCAUCAGUCACGUUCAAAAGGUCCUCUCAUAUCUGAAAUAUGAAACUGUGACCUAUGCUGAAGUAAAAAUCAAUUUCUAAGGGAAACAUUCUGUUGUUUGCUCAGAAAUCCAUUUAAAGUGCUCCAAUAACAUUGAAUAAUACAGCAUUUUAUAAGAGGUUGCCAACCAUGACCUAUAGGGAAAAUGUUGCAGUGGAUUUGAAAGGCGUCGUUUCAGAUGGCACAAUGAAUGGAUUUUCUUCCUUAGGACGAUUUCAAGCUUGCUUUAACAGUAGUUGUAAAUACAGUUCGCCCACUCUGUUGCAGUUAGUAAAUGCUUGUCAAAUGGGGAAAGUGUUUAUCAGAUCAAAAGAAUAAUCAGCAAUGUUGCAAAGAUGAAGUAGUAAAAGGAUAGGAAUGCACAAAUUCUUUGUGGGGAAUCGAGUGUGCUGAUAUCCCAAUACUUGUAAAAGAAAUGUCACAAAAUGAAACUUUCUGAUUUUAAAUACUGGAAAAAGGAAGUGAAAAUUAGGUACCUUUUGGAUUUAUAUCUGCUAUACGAAGGUACAUUUCCUAGCUGCAUUUAUUUUGGUUCUGUUUGGCUGAGGUAUUGACAUGGGGCCAGCAUGAUGCAGAAAAUUCCACAUAGCGUAAGUGAUUUGGCUAGAUAACAGUCUGAGACCCUGCUAUAUAGCUGCACAGUUCUAGGAUUCUAGAUAUGUCUCCACAGGGGUGUGAGAGCUCAAAGUCGUAUCCAUUUCUUCUGAGAGAUUCGAUCCAAAAGAGUUGGACAAGAUUGGUUCUCAAUAAAUAGAUAUUUACAAAUAUUUAUUUAUUUACAAAUACAAUUACAAACCAGUUUGAGAUGUUCUUCGCCUUAAGUUGUUGUUUAAGUAUAAUAUCCCUAGAAGAACUUUUGUCUGUUUUGCAAGUGUUUUAGUCUUGUUUUAAAUUUAUUUGUGUGGUCCCCCCCGCAAUUUAAACACUUUUUAAUAAGAGUAAAUUGCCUCCUUGUUAAAAGGCAGUUAAUAAAUCAGUGGUGAUGAUGAUAACUCCCAAGAUCCUCAAACUUGCACAGAGAAAGCCCUGUGGGACUGGAUAUUUUUAUUUGAUGGUUUUAUUUCCUAGGUGACCUACGGCUCUUUUGACUACACGUCAUUGCUUUACCUCUCAGACUACACAGAAGACUUUGGAGGUGGACGGUUUGUCUUUAUGGAUGAAGGGGCAAAUAGGACUGUAGAACCCCGAGCAGGUUAGAGUUAUCUUCACUGUAUAACUACCAGUAGUUCAUACUUGAAUCUUACGUAUGUUACACUCACAUAACCUAUAUAUCUGGUUGUUUCCGCUCUGAGCUGAUUAUCCAAGGAUGUCACCAGCAAUAUCUGCUGAGCAUCUGUUUUGCAUUCACUGGUGCCUUUGAUUAUUUUUCACUCUUUAGAAAUAUGGUGCUAAUUUGGUGAUAGGAGGCUCAAGUCUUUAUUUUUCAUAUUUGCAAGGGUAAAUGUGAUGUGGUUAUCUCAUCAAUUGCUACUUUUUGUAAAAUGCCAUUGAGAGUGGUAGUGGAAGAGAAGCAGUCUAAGAUGCUACAGAAAAUUUAUGAAGUUGGUAUUCCAAGAAAUAUUGCACAACAAGUGUGAUGGCUGAAUGUGCAGCUGUGGAGGAGAAUGGUGACUCCUUCCCAGCUGUUAAACCCCUCAAAACUUUGUCUAAUGCCAGUGAAGGGUGUUGUGUACAGGCAGGGUGUGUGUGUGUGGUGAGGUGGGAAUGUUUGGAACUCUGCAGGCACAUGCCAGCUUCCAGGGUUGUGUUGGCGAUCCCAUGAGCUGGCCAAACUAUUUUGUGAAAGCUGUUGCCUAAGUACAUGCAAGGUCUUUCCAAAGAAUACUGCUGUUCCUUCUAGUCCCCUGGAAAGAAUACUCACAGCCUUCAAGAGCACCAGCUUUUGUGUCCUGUUCAUCCCAUUGAUGACUCAUGUUUAUGUAGCACAUUUUUCUGUUUUGGAGGUUAUCUGUAAGUGUUCUUGUAUAGACAGACAUUAACACUAAUCUUUUAUCUGCACAUUUCGCUAUUCAUUCCAACAGCAAAGCUGCUGUCCUUGGUGAGUUUAAUCGCUUUUGUAAGCUGAAUGGUUCUGCUCAUUCACUUCAUUUUGACUUUUUAGUCUGGAAUGUUUAAAUACUUAUUUAAACUUACAGUAAUAGCAAGUUAUUCUCUGCUGUUGGAAGGAAAACCUGGGAAAGGCUAUGUCAACAUGCUAAAACUGGUGCAUUGACUGUUGGUUAAAGCUUGGUGCCGAUACUGCCAAGGUUGCAGGUUUGAUCCUUGUAAGGGACAGCUGCCUAUUCCUGCAUUGCAGGGGGUGGACUAGAUGAUCCUCAGGGUUCCUUCCAUCUCUACAGUUCUGUGAUUCUGUAUAGGUAAGACAAUCCCAACAUCACAUAUUUUGUGUAGUCUUUUGAAAGGUACUAUAGAAAUGGAAAAUAGAAAAGUAAAUUGAACCAUCUUCUGUCUUGAUUAAAAUAGCAGUUGAACAAAAUGAGAUUUGUUUUUAAAGCACUUUCUAUCAUUUUAAAACAAAUUCUUUUGUAUGGUUUACAAAAUAACAUCUCAACCAGCCCCAUAAGUCUCUAGUGCUCACUUGUUCAAAGGAAACUGGAUCCUGUAGUGCUGUUCCUCAUGAUCUACAGGGAAUAUUUAACGCUGAAGUCAGUGGGCUUUAACAGAGGCCCCCAAAUCUCAACCUGGCUUACUAGCUAAGCCUUUUUAUCCUCACUGCCAACCACUGGGCUUUUCUAAGUCCUCUGGCUUGUGUGGAGGGCUUGAGGGAGCACCAGGGCAGAUAUUUUUCUUUAUUUGCACUCUGUUAAGGAGAAGGCAGGGACGCGGGUGGCACUGUGGUCUAAACCACUGAGCCUAGGGCUUGCUGAACAGAAGGUUGGCAGUUCGAAUCCCCGCGACGGGGUGAGCUCCCGUUGCUCGGUCCCUGCUCCUGCCAACCUAGCAGUUCGAAAGCACAUCAAAGUGCAAGUAGAUAAAUAGGUACCGCUCCAGCGGGAAGGUAAACGGCGUUUCCGUGUGCUGCUGUGGUUUCACCAGAAGCGGCUUAGUCAUGCUGGCCACAUGACCCAGAAAAACUGUCUGCGGAGAGUCAGCUACCUCGGCCAGUAAAGCAAGAUGAGCGCCGCAACCCCAGAGUCGUUCACGACUGGACUUAACUGUCAGGGGUCCUUUACCUUUACCUUUAAGGAGAAGGCAAGAAACAGGAGGAGUCUAACCAUGAUGGCUAUGCUUUACCUUCACAGUUGGAAGCAGCAAUGCUUCUGAAUACCAGUUGCUUGAAACCACAGGAGGGAAUAAUGCUCUUGUGCUUAUAUUUUGCUUGCUGGGUUUCCCACAUUCGUAUGGUUGGCUACUGUGAGAGCACAAUGCUGAAUUAGAUGAAUCCAGCAGCCUACCCUUUGGUUCUCCAAGCUACUAUACAAAUGAAAGGAAACUCUGCCUCUUUUUCCAAACACCACAGGAUUUUCUAAACCUUCCAUGUCUUGCCUGGCCAAGAUGUUCCAAGUAGGGCAAUGACCUUAUGGGCUGCAAAUUUGAAUCCUUUUUCUUGCAGGUGGUUCUUGCACACCUAGAUAUGCAGCAAAAGGGCAGUCUUGCAAAACCAUUACAGAUGGCUGUACUCUCAAAUUAAUUUUCUUCAGGGCAUUUCAAGGGAGAGAUACCUUAAUGUAUCGAAGAGCUCAGCCAUGCAUACUUAGGUUAAUAGCACUUCAGAGGCUGCCCAUCAGGGACAGUAGAAUGAGCCUGCAACUAGGAUGAGGUUGUUAUCUGAAGUGGGGAAAAUGAAAUGGGAAGGGGAGGCUGCAAGGAAGAAGGCGAGGUGGAGGACUCUUAAUUUUUUUUCCUGCAGCAUGGGAGUGAAGAGACUUUGGGUAAUUAGUCUGAUCUUUUGACACCCUGACCUUUGCUGGAUACAGCUACUUCUGUCAGUGAUUAUGGUUCCUAUAGAAAUAGAAACUUGUUUCUGAUUAAUUAGGUCUUUGGAUUCAGAAAAGUUUUUUAAACGAUGUAAAUAGUUCCUUCACUGCUUUUCCACCAGGAUAACAUGCCAGUGUGGGAGUUGAGUAAAAUCACAAUGGUGCUUCCCUAACGAUCUUCAGGAUUUGUUCCGUUUCUUCGGGAGGAAUACUAAAAUAGGAUUACUGAAAUGCCAAUUAGUCAAAAGAGAAUCAUGUGGCAAGGUGGUCUACUGAAAUAAUGGGCUUUUGCUGCCCAGGAGCAGUUUUGUCAGGUGCAGCCAUUUAAACUAGGGCAUAAACUGAGAAAUUUUCUCCGGUUUGAAUUUUAAUCCAAGCUGGAGCAGACUUCAGCAGCUUCCAGUGCUCCUUUCAGCUGAGCACUUCUGAACCCGUGGAGCUAAUUUCUGGGUCUGAAUCCAGCUUCAACAUUCUAAAGUUCAGUGACUGUGACCUCUUGUUGUUGUUGGGUUCUCUAUAGACAUUUAAAAUUAGUUUAAGAACACAGAAGUAGAGUUUGAUUCAUUGUCUUAUGUGGUGCUAGAUUUAUUGAAUUAUUUUUUCAGGAACAGAAAGUACUUAUGCAAAUAUAAUUGGAUUAAUUAAACUCGUCCUGCAUAGUACAUAUUGGAUAUGUUUCAAUACUCUUUCUCCCAGUAGUGUGAAUAAUAGUUUUGAGUUAGCUUGUGGCUUAUGAAGAAGUAUCUAUAAAUACACAUAUCUUACAUAUGUUUAUCGGCUUUGAAUUUCUGGGAUAUGUACAUAUCCAUUGUUUACAUCUGCUGUAUUACUGCUGAUGAAAUCAGUAGGCUUCCUUCUGAUAGACAUCAGUGUUACUUCUGACUGACAUGUUUUUGAGAGUGAACUAUAUACAUUUUAUCAAAUAUAGAACUUUACCUGCUUGUUGUAAUAAUAGGCUGUAUCCAAUAAAUCCAUCCUGUUACCAGAAGAACUUGCAUCUGCGCAAUGAGACUUCCUCUCCCUGUGCCUCACCAAACAGUUUUGGGGUUCCCCCAACUAUCUGAAGCUGGUGGGUGGGAUGGAGGGAGAGAUGGGAAAGAAAGGUUUUUUGCACAGAUGGAAUUCCUUGUGCAGGUGGGAUUACUUUGGUGGAUGACUUUACAGACAAAAUGGCAAAGGAUUUCCUUAGUAGGUACAUUUGAGUGGUUGCAAAAUAACUACCAUGAUAUGUAUUUGUGGCUUUAAAUAAACCAAACCAACCAUUGUGGAAAGUAGUUCUUGGGAAGUUGGUAAUAUUUUUUUGAAACCUGCUUGACCCUAAUAUACAGGGCUUGGAGCUAGGUGCAAAUUUGUGAAAUUGUGGUUCAUUGUCUUGAUAAUUUUUUUCAGUUCAGUUGUGAUUGAUUCAUUAGAAGGUUAAAAACAUGUUUUAGAAUAAUUAUAGACAAUAAAGGAACCAUGCAAAUUAAAAACUAAUUAUUUUGAAUAAUACGACUGAUUUAGUUCUUUUAUGGGCUUUAGCAGUAUUCAUGUGGAUGACACAUUUCUUAAACUUUUAAGAGAUCUCUAAUUAAAAUACAUUGAAAUUAGGACAAUGUAAUAGUUACAUAGGAAUAUUAUAAGAGAACCUGGUGGAAUGAAGAUGUACUUCGCAUAUUGAGUAUUCACAUAUUCCUAUUAAAGGAAGCUCUCCUGGUACCCACUUUGUUGUUUUUAAUUAUUUUAAGUUGCUGUGAGUUAAUUAGAUACUUAUACUAUGCUAUUUUGUGUUUUGUGUUAAUAGGUUUUAUAGUAUUUGUACUUUUAACUACUUCAUAAUUGACUGGUGAAGGGCAGGAGUAAGCAAGCACAUGCAAAAUUUGGGAAGUGAUGAAUUGAAGAGACUUGGAUUAAUCAGUGAUUUUAGAUAUCUGACAUCAGCACCAAUUCCACUUGCAUGUGAUGUGGGCAAUUAGGAGUAUUGCAAAAACCUGGAUAUUUGUAUAUUGUAGCGAUUGUAUACAGAUUGUAUAUGUUUUUGUUUGUGAAUUGCUUCAUAAGCUUUCACUUAUCCUUAAUUUCUGAUACUUUCCUUGGGUGUAGGAUUUGAAUGUUUUGCUACAAAGACAAGUGUCUAGUUCAGAAUAAUACACAAUGUAUUCUUACUUCACUGUUUUCUCAAGCAAUCUGCAGUUGCAACAUUUUCUUCUCCAGACGCUUCUGCUGUUAUUAAAAAAAAGAAAGAUCUUUGAGUAGUGGUUUGUAUUCAUGUUCUCCGGAAUACCCUGUGGAUUUAAAAUUGAAAGAACUGGGGGCUGCUUGUUAACCUGAAUGUGAUGUUUGGGGUUUGUCAGCUCAAAAGCUUCUGGUGAAUACUCCAAAAUGGAUAUACGUGAACUAAUAUGAACCCUGAAUGUGUCUAUAUUUUGUUACACACAAAAUAUUCUCUUUCUCAAAAGCAAAAAUACGCUUUCUAAAAUGAAAAGCAGGUACUCUUGUGUCAAAGUGGAAUGGCCAGGAAUUAUUUGUAAAGAUUUGGCAAUAUGGGAAAGAACACAAUAAUGGCCUCUCUCUCAGAAGGGUGUUUGGAAGGGUUUUGUAGCAGACACUGGGCUCAGUCUAAUAAAGGUAGUCAUGCUUUAUAGAACUAAAGUUUGUUGCUACUAAUUUGACCCAUUGAUUUCAGUGGGAUUUAUGUGCAAUUAACUUUCGUUAAUUACCAUGGAUAAGCAUUAGUGUUGCUUUUUGUCGGUUCGUUGGCACCAUUGACAGCCUACAGCUUGCAAGCGCAGUCAAGUGAGGAACUCGGAAGCCUUUGUAUCAAUCUGCUAAAAGCUAUUCCAGACUUGUACAAUACUUCACACUGGCCUGUUGCUGGUACCAAUGCAAGAAACACUUUUACCACUUUGAAAUUCAGUUUGCCAGAAAGGUAGCUGCUUGUUUUACUAACCAGCUGCGGUGCCACAGAUGCCUAGGAAACCGGUUUUCCCCCCCCAUAACAGUGCCAGCCAUAUUGAAUCCAGCAUCUUUUACAAAACUUUAGUCACUAGAAGGGAGUAGAAGAUUACAAACCAUACCAGCAUGUUUAGAGAAGUCCAAUGUGUAUUUUACCACAGAUACCGUAGCAUGCUGUGAAGUGCCUACACACAGUAGUCCUAAACUAGUUUUACAGUCAUCCUUCUCAGCAGGGCAUUGUAGUUUUGUAAGACGAUAGACAUUACUUAUUAUCAGCACUUGAUCAAAUAAGACAUUUCCCACGGUUAUGGAAAAGCUAUGGCUGUUACGGUGUGUGUGUGUAUGUGCUAAAGUUAUCAUUAUAGUUGAAUUAGAUGUUGUUAUCCUGGGAGGAAGAACUGUGUAUAGAUCUGACGAAGUGGCCUUCCUCCAGCUGUUCAGUUUCCCUUCUUUAAUGCUUGUGGUUUCAAAGCACCAACUGAUAAUUCUCCUUAGGAUGUUUGAUAAUAAAGCAGCAUUUUUGCCUUUCAAGCUCACAUCUUAGGAAAGCCACAUCUUAGCACUGCUUCAUGCAAAAUCCAUUAAGUUAUAUUAUAGGUAAACUCAUAAUAAGAAACAACAGUAUAUCUUACCCUUUUCAAGUUUGUAGCUUUGUUGUGCUUUGAAGCAACCACAUAUUAUGAUGAAUUCUCCAGAGUGAUAAUGAUCUAGUAGCUUUCUUGAUAAAUAUUUAUCAGCCAGAAGUGACAAGAAGACCUUCAGCUUGUUUUGAUAUUAUUUUUUUUAGUACUGCCUGUAUUAUCCUUCACAGCUACAGGCAAAAACGAAACUGGUGGCUGCAGUAUCUAGUUUUGCACUCUGUCAUUUCUGUUUGCGACCACCCAAUUAUGACCAGAUGCAUGAUUUCAUUGCAUAUUUUAUUAAAUUUGAUUAGCUUUGGAAUUUUGGUCUUAAAAAACCCCAAACCUUUGAUUGCUUCAUUACGGAAGAUCUUUUUUUACUGCUAAGUAUGCUGCACAGGUUUGCUAUCAAAGUAUCUGAAAUUCAACUCCAUGUAUAAGGGAGGCCCUUGGGCCUUUUAAUAGGGAUGUAGUAGGGGCACUGUUAGUGGGUGUGCUUCCUCCUGCCAUUACUGUGGAGCGAUAGGAAAGCUUGCUUUUGUAAUGAAAAAUGGGUAAGGAGAAAGCCAGGGGUAGGGAGCCUUCAUCUUCCGUCCCAUCAGCUGACUGCGGCUGAUGGAAGCUGGAGCCCAAGAACAUGGGUUAUCUGAAUAUUGGAAUGCACAAUUUGAUUAUCUGCCUCAUUAAUCAAAGAAUAACCAAGGCUUACAAGCUGAAACAUCACAAUGUCCAAGAUUCAAAAUAAGCUGCAUGCUUAGAGGUGGUAUGUGGGGUGGGGAGCUUACUAAUUCCAUUUGCGACAACAAAUUGCACCCAUUUGUGUUGUCCUGGUAAUUUCAAAAUAUCUAGAGAGUAUAGAUCUGGAGUCCCCAGUGUGCCAUCAGAUGCCUACCCAUAGUGCCCAUCAGGGACCCCUGCUUUUCCCAAUAUUUAAAACACUUUAAAAAAAUAAUAAUUGAGGAUUUUAUUGGGCUAGAGGCAGGACAGACUUUGGGGGGUUCUUUUGAGGUUGGCUGGUUCUUGUUUGUUUUGGUGUAUGUGCAUUCUUACCUGUCCAGAGGCAGGGUGAUAGUGGUUCUGAGCAUCACCAGCGUUUUUUGUUGUUAAAAUAGGUUAUUUGUGUUGUCUAUGACAGUUCUCCUAAUGUCCCCCAAAAAAGGUUGAGGAUCUCUGCUAUAAUAAAUGGUGUGGGGGAGUGAUAGAGAGAAAGGGGAUAAGGCACCUCACUGCUAAUUGUGUUUGCAAUUAUGUUUUAAGGAGCUACAGGAGUCCUGUGGGGUUUCUGUAUCAGCUACCAAGUUUGAAGCCAAAUUGACUUUUCUUACACAUUAGCAACACACUCCUGUCCUCAAGCAAUCAUUCAGUUUCUAUAGUGAUUGUAAAUAUUCAUUUUGGCCUGCUUGAGGUGUUGGGGGAUCCUUUCGUUUCUGACCCUGCAAAAAUGGGAUCUGAGCCAUUUGCUGAAAAUCUUCCAAACUUUAAUGUAUCUUAAAGUAUGAAUUAGCAGAAAGUAAAGCUGCUUGCUUGUCGCACCUUCCCCAAAGACAAGGAACAUUCAUAAACCAUUUGUGGGUUUAUACGGUGGUACCUCGGGUUACAUACACUUCAGGUUACAUACGCUUCAGGUUACAGACUCCGCUAACCCAGAAAUAGUGCUUCAGGUUAAGAACUUUGCUUCAGGAUGAGAACAGAAAUCGUGCUCCGGCGGUGCCGCGGCAGCAGGAGGCCCCAUUAGCUAAAGUGGUGCUUCAGGUUAAGAACAGUUUCAGGUUAAGUACGGACCUCCGGAACAAAUUAAGUACUUAACCUGAGGUACCACUGUAUUCUGAUUUUAUUGUGUGAACUGCCCUGAGACCUGUGGGUAUAGGGCAGUAUAUAAAUUUAAAUAAUAAUAGUAAUAAUAAUAACUCAUUUUCCAUAUAAAAGCUGCUGUCCUUGAAUAAACACUGUAGCUCCAUAUUUUCUUUUUUUAAAAAAAAAAAAUUGAAGUAUAGCACUGAAAUCUUGUUUAGUAUAAUAUAGGCAUUAUACUUUGUGUGUUAGUAAGCAUUUUAUAGUUAGGGAAUUGUUAUUUUGGAAGGUGAAUAAGUCCUCAAGAGUGUAGUUAAUAAAGCCCUGGCAUAAACUGUUUUGAAGCAAUGAAAGAAUAGCUGGACAUUUUACAAGUAGCAUGGCAGAGAGCACUUCUUAAAAGCAGAUACUCCUGCUACAGUCAUGCAACUUCAGCCAUAUGAGAGUUCCCCCAGCCUUUUGUUGCCUCGGAAAGAAAUUUUCCUUGCUUAAGCAGCUCCAGACACCUGCCCUUGUUCUAAGAGUCAGUAAAAAGCUGGCCACUACUCAGCACAACAUUCAUUUGGGCAAAUGCUUAUGCCACUCUUAAGUACCUGGAAAGUCCAAUAUGCCUUGUGCCACCUACCUCACCCAUAUAGUCCUCCCUCCCAGUUGGCAAUGUUUGUAUCCUUUGGUGAAGAAAGUAAACUAACAGAUAAUUUAGAAACCUGCAAUUCUUCUGAAAUUACAAAUUCUGUCACCGUUCAGGCAUUUGUUUCUUGUGGGUUGAUUGUCUGAAACCAAAAACGGCAACAACAUCCUGAGUUCAAACAUGCCAGCUCUUUAUUUUUUGUGGUUGCUGGGUUUCUCCAAAUAGUAGAUGGAAAUAAAAUCCUUGAAUGUGCAUUCAAAAAUUCACUGUACUAGCAACAUCAUGUUGUACAGAAAGAUUUGGCCCUACUGACUCUGAACAGUUAACUUUGCUUAAACAGCCAGGUGUGAAAUCCACUUUCAGAUGUUGGCUGUGCACUUCCGCAAUUUUUAAAAGAAACGCAAACACUGUGCAUUUUAAUUGGCAAAAUUGGGCACCUGAGAAGGUUCUGCUAUGAAAGUGCAUGUGCUCUGUGCUCGCUUGCCUACGUGCAGAAAUGUUUUCAGCUCAGGGGGAAUUUGGUGUUUAAACCUAAUUAUGGCCUCAGCACUCACGACAGCUUUCCUGUUUAUUUAUAUUUCAGUCUUUAAAAGUGCUGGUGUGCUCAGCGGAGGAGCUAAUGGGGGAACUCGUGCAGAGCAAGCUCCUCUGGGUUUUCUCACAAUGUGUUGUCAGUUCAGUAGCUGGCUUGAGUUGUGGCUGGUGCACCAGUCCCAGCAGCAGCCUUUAUCUUUCUGCGCUUCCCUUUUAGGAUGAUGUUUGUGCUCUCAUGAGAUGACACCCGAGAGGGGUGGAGGCAUCCCAUAGUGGUGGGACCAUUUGUCUGCAUCGCCAUGACUGUGAGCUAUGCAGUAGGCUAGGGCAGAUUCUUUAUUUUACUGGGCCCUUCGAUUAAAUAAACAAGCUCUUUAGACAUCCCGUAUAGUGCACACUUCUGGGUUUUCUUACUGCAAGCUUGGUCCCUCAUUUGGUAGAGAGGGGUGAUAUUCCCUACUGAAAUGGCUGUCAAACAGCUUUGGUCUGUAGAACUCAAGAACCAAGCCAAAAAUCUUUUUUUCUGACAGCCGGGAUUUGAAUGUUACUAGUAAUCUGCAUAGCAGCAGCAUUCACUAGACCUUGUGCUCCAUGGCAGCUGUGUUACUGCAUGUCUCUGCCCUCCAGAACAAAGUAUGGUUACAUGGAAAUAAAUAAAUCCAUUAAAUAAAGCAGUCUUUCGUAUUGCAGUCUGUCUAUGUGCAUCUUAAGUAGCAUGAUCUUGUUCUUUGAGGACCAGGUACCAUGCUUUCGGAUAGCAUUCAAAUCUUGAAUCUGUAGAUGUCCCAGGGUAGGCAUGGGAUAACAGUAUCCUAAGUACUGGCCACUGGGCAAACAGCAUGCAUCCUUUCGCUCUCCUGACUGUACGUUCUUCUCUUUGCAGGCCGGGUUUCCUUCUUCACUUCUGGCUCCGAGAACCUCCAUCAUGUGGAAAAGGUUCACUGGGGCACCCGUUACGCCAUCACCAUUUCCUUCACCUGCAAUCCGGACCAUGGUAUCGGGGAUCCUGUUUUAACAUAAUGGGACAGGCAGCUAGAUGGAUUGACAACAAAAGCCCUGUGCAGAAGGGGGGGGGUUAACUUCACAUGUAAAUUCCCCUCCACAGAUCCUUCUAAACUUUAUUUAAUGUGAGCCGUUUUCUCACACUCAUCUCCCUCUUAAGUGUUGCAAACAGUGCCUUAGGGAUCACCUUUCUAAGUCUCCUGUAACCAUUUUGCUUUUUGCAAGGUAAUAGUCAUAAACUGCGCCCCCUCACCCCACACAUUUAAGGACACGUCAGAAUUCAGAGACUGCAGAACAUGCCACAUGCACUGUCAUUCCUCUAACACCGAAGAUCAAAAUGUAGUCACUUCAAAUAGUCCCGUCAGUUGUUGCUCUCAAAAGCACUAUUUGGGGAGCCCCAUGGAAUAGUUUGUGGGCAGAUAAACACUCAGGAACAUGUUGUGAAGGAAGACUUUUCUAAUAAACCUGUUGAGCUUUGUUGCCCUCCCCACCCAGCCCCCACUCCUCCUUUCUUCUGUUAUAUGUAAAUUCUGGAAAAUAAGUGGGGCAUUCAAUUUACAGUCUUGAGCAUUCACACAUUUAUACACACUAGAGUACCAUGCUUCAAAUUCUAUGUACAUAUAACCCAGAACUACAGAAUUUUAUGGACAUUAUCCAUGUGUCAAGUGUUGUUUUUCUUUAAUGUUACUGCAAUGUUUCUCCUUGGAAACAAAACAUGUGCUUUGACUACUGGAAUGGACUGUUCUGUGCAAAACUGUAUGUGAACUGAGAGAUGGCUUCAAAUGGUCAGAUAGGAGGAGAAUACUCAAGUGAUCUCAGGAUCCAUUAAAGUUUGCUUUGUUAUGAA
Podarcis lilfordi (Lilford's wall lizard) is the source of this 39715-nucleotide messenger RNA. Lineage: Eukaryota; Metazoa; Chordata; Lepidosauria; Squamata; Lacertidae. The record is from the annotation of a GenBank genome assembly.